Molecule: messenger RNA, 2637 nt
Organism: Prunus avium (sweet cherry)
Lineage: Eukaryota; Viridiplantae; Streptophyta; Magnoliopsida; Rosales; Rosaceae
Source: RefSeq, a predicted model, not a curated record
AUUUUCCGUUCUCUUUCUCUCUCUGCUCUCUCUCUCUCUCUUUCUCUCUCUCUUUUGUUGUCAUAUCUUAUAGGGUGGGUAGCUAGCUCUAGCUAGCUAGCUAAAAUAUCAAAUAGUUCUCACAGUGACACAGUCCUUACAUCAAACCCAUAAUCUGCACGCCUACACCCUCCCUUUGCUCCCACACCUUCCCCUGUAGAGCUACCUAAAGUUAACCUUUGCUUUUGCCUUCCUCAACCCCAAACUAUUCUUCCUUCCAUCUACAAAACCCAUUUCCUCAAUUUCUUCAUCUCUCGCCAAACAUGUCCAUAAACCACUUUUCCUCAGACCACCCAGAAACCCAGUGGUGGCCUAACACUGCCCACCACCAACAACAACAAGACCCUUCCAGAGCCCAUUUCCUCCCUCAAUUUUAUCAAGACACCCACCACCACAAUUACCAGGCUUGGCUCAACUCCCAAGAACAACCCACACCCAUGUCCCCUACUCCUCCCACCCCCACCACCCUCAAUUUCAAUCUCAACCAAAACGACGCCGAAUCAGACCACACCAACCAAUUACAGCACCAGCUCCUCCUCCAAUCCUCCCCACCGCUCGACGACCACGACGAGGAGAACGAGCCCAUGUUCGAGAAGCCCUUAACCCCGAGCGACGUCGGGAAGCUGAACCGCCUUGUCAUCCCGAAGCAGCACGCGGAGAAAUAUUUCCCACUCGGCGGGGGCGAUUCGGGGCUCCUCCUGAGUUUCGAGGACGAGUCGGGCAAGUCCUGGCGCUUCCGCUACUCCUACUGGAACAGCAGCCAGAGCUACGUCCUCACCAAAGGCUGGAGCCGCUACGUCAAGGAGAAGCGCCUCGACGCCGGCGACGUUGUUUUGUUCGAGCGCCGCCGCUCCCACACCGACCGCCUCUUCAUUGGAUGGAGGCGCCGCUCAGCUGCCGCCACUCCCUCGGCGCACGAUAGCGGGCCCGGCCCUGCGCAGGUUAGUGGAGGAGCGGGCGAGAGCAGCGGCAGCGGCAGCGCGGGGGGAUGGACCAGGAUGUUCUAUUCUGCGCCGCAUCAUAAUAAUAAUGAUGGUGGUUCGUCUUAUCCUGCGCACCAGUAUCAUAAUCAUAGUGUGGCGCCAUACCCACCUGACUGUCUUCAUGCAGCAGGGCCUGGUGUCCAGAACAUGAGUCAAACGACGUCGUCGGUUGGGAGCUCGAAGAUACUGAGGCUGUUUGGGGUGAACUUGGAGUGCCAGCAGCAGGCUGACCACGAGUCCGAGCCAUCCACACCCGAUGGCUCGUCGUCUUUGUCCAUGUCAUCGAGCCAGGGUCCAACCCCACACCACCACUUGUACCCCCGAGCUGCUUAUGACUAUGCUGCAGAACAGAGGGUACGUGUACCCCUCAAAACCACUUUCACUAAUUAUCCUAAUCAUUAUUGUUAAUUAUUAUUAUUAUGCUACUGUUCAUGUAUUUUUAUGAAAAGAAAAAGAAACCAUUUUGUUUCCUCUAAUGAGACAGAUUAUGAGGGUUAAGGGUCUUAGGAAAUUAGCAAACUACAUGGUCUCCUUUCUCCCCAACAAGUGAUCAUACCUAAAGGGAUUGAUUAGUGGGUCAUUAAUAUCACUAUCGUUUCAAUUAGUAGGAUUUUGACGGAUUAAUUCAAGUAGUGAGAUUUAUAUAUCAAUCAACGGUUCAUAGUUGUUGACGCGUAGCGUACGUGGCAAUUAGUGAAACUAAUUAAUUUAUAUCUUUAUUGUGGUUUGGAAGUCAACUAAUUUGGACCAAUUUUUGCUAAAAAUUGAUAACUUUUCGGUCUAGGAUUGAGCCAAAAGAAUGCCUGGACCCAACCAAAGUCACCUAAUUAAGGGUCUGUUUGGGCGGAAGAGUUGAGUUGAUUUCAAUAAUUGAUAAAAAUACAACACCACCGCAAAAAGCAUGAGGGCAGCUUUUGUGGACUGGACUGGACUGGCCUGGCCGGAGUGUGUGUUGUUGGAGCUCAUUUUUCCCACCCCAAAUUUGAUUUGCCCUUUUCUUUCUUUCUUUUGUCCUUCUACUACUAAGAUUAGCCACACACAAACAUGAGCUGUUAUGCCGUGUGGAAUAUUUUAGGCACCGACUCUCUCUCUCUCUCUGUAAGGCGGCCAUCUGUUUGUUUAUUAUAGAGUUGAUCUAUAAUUUCUUUAGUUUUGAACUUUCUACUUUUUCUUGCUUUUUGUUUUUCUUCCCACUUUUGGAACUUUGUCCUAAAGUAGAACAUAAUAAUGCGACGCGUUAAUUACCUUAAGAAAAUACUCCUCUCUUUCUUACUUCUUACCUGGUAAGUAGGAUUUCUGCCAAUAGCCGUGUUAAAUGUAUGCAUAACCUUUUUAUUUUUAUGUUCUUGAUAAAUUAUUUUUACAUAUAUGUCAAACUGUGACUCGUAAAAAAGAGGGCAAGUAGUUUUUGAAACUUAAUUAAUAUUUUAUAAAGGGUUUAGAGUUGCAAUUAUUUAAUUAUGAUGCCGCCCAAAAUUAAGUGAUGUCUGAUGGUCAAGUUAGUAGGCAGCAGAAAAUAGGGUGGCUGGCUAGCGAAUACGGCAUGUAGACAGCACUGAUUUUCACACAAAAAAAUGUAAUGUAAUUGAUUUUGGUGUGUUUUGUUUUGUGAUUG